AUAUGAAGAAAAUAUAUGGCUUCGGGUACAAUGCAUUUUCUCAAACAAUCCCCAAUAAUCGAGAUAUAAUUAUUAGUGAACCUACUGAAAUUUUGUCUACUCGAUGUACUAAAAUAAUGUGGGCAAAUCUGACUAUGACUUUGGGGAUGGAUGUGAAUUUAAAUCCAAUUGAAUGGGGAUUUGAUGGAUUAUUAAAUGGAAUAAAAUCACCGACUUUGUCCAAUUUACCACAAAAUGUGAAAAAAUGUUUUGGAGAUGACGUUUAUGGAAUACGAGGGUUUAUUGAUCAAAAUGGAUUUUUAUAUCAAGACAGAAAAAUUAUUGAAUUAUCCACUAAAUGUGUUGACGUGGCUCAGUGCUGUACAGGUGGCGAUGUUGUUGGUAUUACUGCCGAUGGAAAAUUAUGGCAGUGGAAUGUGAGGGAAAGAAAAGAAGCCGAUGAUGAUUAUAUUCCUAAGCCAUUGGAAUUAAAUCCAAUUGAAAACGAAAUAGAAAAUAAUUUUAUUAAAGUAGUUUCUGGAGAAAAUCAUUUUCUUGCUUUAACUCGAAAUGGCGAAGUAUAUACAUGGGGGUCAGGAAGAUAUGGACAGUUAGGACAUGGCAAUCUAAAAUCAUUAAAUAGGCCAACUGUAAUUGAAUUCUUACAAGGAUUGACGGUCACAGAAAUUGCAUGUGGUGGCUGGCAUUCGGCUGUUAUCACCGAUUCACAGGAUUUAUACACAUUCGGAUGGAAUAGUCAUGGUCGAUUGGGUAUAAAUAUGUCAUCAUCAUCAGCCAUUCAGAAUGACAACAAUAAUGAAAAUGAUUAUGACAGCAACAACAACAGUAAUAGAUUAGUAACAAUAAAUCCUGCUGAACCAAAUUUGAUUGAAUUCAAUCGUGAAGAUGAUGUCGACAUGGAUAGUGACAAUGAUUUGAAUGUAUUGAAAGUUUCAUGUGGAAGUGCACAUACUGCCAUUGUUACAGAUGAUAAUCAAUUGAGAGUAUGUGGCUGGGGUAAGUAUGGCCAACAGGGUCAAGGUCCAAAUGAUUUAAAAGAUCAAUUAAAUUUUUCCAAAGUUAAGUUUAAUUUACCUCACAAUGGUAAAUUAGUUGAUUGUAUUUGUGGACGUUGGAAUACUUUUGCUAUUUUAAUACAAGAUGAAUCAUGA
This is a messenger RNA of Ambispora leptoticha, 1151 nucleotides long. NCBI's taxonomy places the organism in Eukaryota, Fungi, Glomeromycota, Glomeromycetes, Archaeosporales, Ambisporaceae. The record is from the annotation of a GenBank genome assembly.